UCGCCCUCCCUGUCUCUCCCUCUUCACUCCAACUCCUUCACUCCCUCUGUAGCCACCGGACUCUCCUGGCGUGUGUUGACAAUCGGCAGAUGGUCCGACGUAUCAGUGCCUUGUUUCCAUUGGUCGGGAAAGUCUCGGGAGCUGCGAAGGGGGACAUUUAAUUGGUGAUAAGAUGUCGGGCUGCGCCCUGAUUGGUCGGAGGAUUUUCCAAGGGGCGGGAGCUUGCCUGUUAGGGAGACGCGGUAGGGGAUGCGUGAAUGUCAGUGUUGGGCUGCGGCAGAGUGCGGCUGGGCGGUGGCACGAGACUGGCUGUCGGCAGAGGAAUAGCAGAAAGAUGCCUGAGAUAAACACAGACUCGCUGGACCAGCAGCAGGUGUUGCUUCUGGGUGAGAUGUGCAUACUUAUCAACGAGGACGACCAGAAGAUCGGAGCUGACACAAAGAAAAACUGCCAUCUGAACAGCAACAUCGAUAAGGGCCUGCUGCACCGAGCAUUCAGCGUCUUCCUGUUUAACUCUGAAAACAAACUCUUACUGCAGCAACGAUCUGAUGCCAAAAUCACAUUUCCAGGCUGCUACACAAACACUUGCUGCAGUCACCCACUAAACACUCCCCUGGAAUCAGAGGAAGAGAAUGCCAUUGGGGUGAGAAGAGCGGCACAGAGACGACUGAAAGCUGAACUGGGGAUUCCCAUGGAGCAGGUGAUGCCAGAUGAGCUGAAGUACCUGACCCGCAUUCAUUACAAAGCUCAGUCAGAUGGGAUCUGGGGAGAACAUGAAAUCGAUUAUAUCCUUUUUGUGCAGAAGGACAUUGCGCUAGACCCUGACCCCAAUGAGAUCCAAACCCAUUGCUUUGUGUCGAAGGAAGAUCUCAGGCAGUUGCUGGAAAAGGCUAAAGGCGGUGACGUAAAGAUCACCCCAUGGUUCCAGCUCAUUGCAGACACUUUUCUCUUUAAAUGGUGGGACAAUCUACAGAACCUGGAGAAGUUUGAGGAUCAUGAUAAAAUCCAUCGCAUGUGAGCAGCACAGAAGAGCCAGAGCAUGGACCCUGAGGAAGGUUU
Messenger RNA from Xenopus laevis (African clawed frog), 1059 nucleotides. RefSeq names its product isopentenyl-diphosphate delta isomerase 1 S homeolog (gene idi1.S). Gene Ontology annotation, cellular component: cytoplasm. Gene Ontology annotation, molecular function: hydrolase activity; catalytic activity; metal ion binding. The record is from RefSeq and is a predicted model, not a curated record. Bases 173 to 1018 code for a protein of 281 amino acids. The transcript has 5 exons. NCBI's taxonomy places the organism in Eukaryota, Metazoa, Chordata, Amphibia, Anura, Pipidae. Gene Ontology annotation, biological process: isopentenyl diphosphate biosynthetic process; isoprenoid biosynthetic process; dimethylallyl diphosphate biosynthetic process.